Molecule: messenger RNA, 18516 nt
Organism: Drechmeria coniospora
Lineage: Eukaryota; Fungi; Ascomycota; Sordariomycetes; Hypocreales; Ophiocordycipitaceae
Exons: 2
Coding region: 1-18516 (6171 amino acids)
Molecular function (GO): catalytic activity; phosphopantetheine binding
Source: RefSeq, a predicted model, not a curated record
AUGUUUGAAAUCCCCCUCGGCCUGGGCGAGUCGACGGAGGCAUCGUUAGCCCUAGCUGCCCACGACCUGGAGCGGAGCGUUGAACUCUCCCUCGCUACCGCAUGGGCGAUUAUCCUAAAGACAUAUACGGGAAACGCGUCUGUAUCAUUUGGCCUCGUAUCAUUGGAUUCGGCUCAAUUACCUGCUGCCCGAUUGUGCUCCGUCUCACUCGAGGACAGUCCCAGCCUUCAAACUCUUCAUCAGAUGCUGCGGCACGACUUUAAUCAGAUCGACUCGUCUCCAACCUCUCGCAUCUCCACGCUCCCAUCAUUUCGAGACUCGCACGGCCGUCCCGUCUGCAAUACUAGUAUCAGCGUGGGCCUCUCUCCGCGUCUACCCGACGAGGGAAUAGACCUUCACAUUGCCGUUGAGAUGACGCCGGGAUGCUUCAACGGCACAAUGCGAUAUUCUGGGGCAGCAUUUGCUAAAUCCCAAGCCGAGGAUAUUGUACUUGCAUUUCAACAGACUCUCUCUGCUGUACUUUCGAAUUCUUCAACACUAUGCUCCGAUCUGAAUCUUAUGCAUCCGCGGUCCCUUACGAAACUCUUCUCAUGGAAUGGUUCCAUUCCUGAUUCCGUGGACCAGUGCGUUGGCGACAUAUUCCUGCAGCAGGCUCAUUCAAGCCCAGAAAAUGUGGCCGUGCACGCCUCUGAUGCUAGCUUUAAGUACGACGAACUUGCAAAAAUGACCGAAGCGUUGGCUUGCCAUCUCCAGGCAAAAGGCGCUGGCCCGGAGUCUGUGGUGUUGCUCUGCUUUCCCAAAUCCGCAUGGGCCGUUGUUGCUAUCAUGGCCGUCGUCCGGGCCGGCGGGACGAUGCUCUUCCUCGAUGCGUCCCACCCAGUAGCGCGUCUGCAGGAGAUACAGAGCCAGGUGAGAUCGAAGUAUGUGUUGACGGCAACGAAAUACGCCGCCAUGUGGGAAUGGACAGGGUGCGAGGUCACGGUGGUGAACCGGGCCCUGCUCGACUCAUUAUCCCAGCCAAGCUGCCCCGUGACCUCGGCUGUCACGCCGGCAAGCAUGUUGUACAUUAUAUAUACUUCGGGAUCAACAGGGAAGCCCAAAGGCUGCUGUGUCGAGCAUAGGCAGUUUUUGACGGGUUGUCUUGCCCAGCGCAAGGCCAGUGGGAUGGUGCAUACGGACCGAGUUUUACAACUGGCUCCUUUCACGUUUGACGUGAGCAUGCUGGAGAUUGUUACAUCACUCACCUCGGGAGCUUGCGUUUGCAUACCUGACGACAUCUCAAGAGCCAAGGGGCCCGCGCAUUGCAUACGAGAGUUUGACGUCACCUGGGCAUUCCUCACCCCAUCGUUGGUCAAGCUCAUGACGCCGGAACUGGUGCCAACGCUGCGUUUUCUAGUCCUUGGCGGUGAACCACUCGGAAAGGCAGAUGUCGAGACUUGGGCGCCUCACCUUCAGCUGGCAAAUGGGUACGGGCCCACGGAGUGCUCAGUUGCCGCCACAGCCUACCCUAAACUGAGCAGAUCGACAGACCCAUCCAAUAUCGGGUUUCCGCUGGGUGCUUUGUGUUGGCUGGUCGACCCGGAAGAUCAUCGACGGCUAGUGCCUCCUGGCGCACCCGGUGAGCUCUUGGUCCAUGGCCCCAUCGUGGCUCGAGGAUAUUUCCGGGACCGAGAAAAGACGGAGGCGGCCUUCAUCGACGAUGCCCCAUGGCUGCCUGCCGAUAGUUUCGGACAAUCACGACGCAUGUACAAAACCGGUGACCUCGCCAGGCACAAUUGUGACGGGUCCCUUCAUUUUAUUGGCCGGAAAGAUUCACAAGUCAAGUUGCGAGGCUUGCGGAUUGAGCUGGGAGAAGUCGAGCACCAGGUUGCCAUCCACGAGCUCGUGCACCAAGCAGUCGUAAUUCUUCCGCGACAUGGUCCCUGCAAGAGCCAGCUAACUGCUGUCGUGGCGCUCAAAGAAUCACAUCAAGAGGGCGGCUUCGAUGAUCUUGAGCUUCUUGAUACCACCGCCAAGUGCCUGUGCUCCCCCUCGCUGAGUCAGGUCACGGAGAGAGCUUCCAAACAUCUGCCCGCGUACAUGGUCCCAUCUGCAUGGGUAUUGGUAAAGUCGAUCCCGCUUACAGUCUCCGGAAAGCUGAACAGAGUCGCUGUGACGAGAUGGAUUGCAGAAUUGGAUGACGCAACGUUCAAUCUUAUCGCCGGGGCAGACGUGGCAGUGCCGGCAUCGACGCCAACGGAACACAUGAUGCAGCGUCUUGUCGGCGAAGUGCUGUGCAAGUCGAAUUCUCAAAUCCAUCUCGGCCGCUCGUUCAUCCACAACGGCGGUGACUCAAUUCUCGGCAUACGACUGGUCGCGAAGCUAAGAGAAGCUGGCGUUGACCUGUCAGUCAAAGACGUGCUGGAGAGCAGAUCCCUCUCGGAAUUGGCAGAAAGGGCCAGACCUGGCGCAGCUCGCGAAGUAACCAAGUAUCCAGUUUCGUACGACAUGGUCAAGUUCAGAUCCGAAGUGCUACCCCACCUUGCCGUGGAGGAGGACGACAUCUUGGAAGCCUGUCCGCUGGGUCCGAUGCAGAAGGGCAUUGUCCUUAGCCAACAACGUGGGGCAGCUGGGUAUGAUUUGCGGAUCGUGUGCGAGGUGACGGUCCCCGAUGGCGUCGUUGACAUCCGGCGGCUGAAAGAUGCGUGGCAUGCAGUCAGCAAUCGUCACACAUCCCUCAGGACCAUCUUCACACCUUCCACAUCGGAGGACUCGCCGUGCGACCAGAUAGUGCUGAAGCACGGCAGGCCUGAUGUUGUCGUCAUCCCGUGUGAGAAUAUGGAGGACGUGUUCAAAGCCGUCAGGAGUCGGGAGAUUGAAGCAUCCAAGAGCCAACCACGGGUGAAUUUCAUCAUCUUCAACGUCCUGGGGUCUAUUUGCUGCAUGGUGAUUGUUGAUCACGCUCUCAUCGACGGUCUUUCUGCUCAGCUAUUAUUCCGAGACCUUGGUGCAGCGUACGCAGGAUCGCUCGAUACGACCCAGGAGCGGAGGUUUUCGCAAUACAUCGGCUAUUGCCAGCAGCUCGACAAGGCGGAGAGUCUUGAGUAUUGGAAAUCCUACCUUCGGGACAUCGCCCCGUGUAACUUUCCUAUUCUUGUCGACGAUGGUGCGAGGAUAAACGAGCUGAAAGAGCUGAAAGAUGAUCUCGACCUUGACAUGAGGCUGCAAGAAUUCUGCCGCGAGAACAACGUCACGCCCGCUAGCUUGAUGCAGUGCGCUUGGGCGUUGACACUGAGAGCCUACACAGGGCUGGAAGAUGUGUGUUUCGGAUAUCUGUCUUCAGGCCGUGAUGUUCCAGUUGCAGAGAUAGAAAGCACCGUUGGAGCCUACAUUAAUAUGCUGGUCUGUCGACUCAAGUUGGAGCGGUCAAGCACCUUCCUUCAGCUGGUAGAAUCCGUCCAAUGCUCCUUCCUCAGCAGUCUACCCCACCAACACUGCGCCCUCGCCGAAAUUCAGCACGAAAUCCGGCAAAGAGAACCUCUCUUCAACACCGUCAUCUCCCUCCAGAGCACUCCAGAAGAGGUGGUACGGGAGGGUAGUGGCGAUGGAAUCAUAACCUUUCGUGUCAUCGAUGAAGUCGACCCUACCGAGUACGACAUUUCAGUCAACGUCUCCAUCACCCGGGGGGCUGUUCGUCUGAGCCUCCGCCACUACACCUCAAAGAUCAAUGAAGCAAACGCCAUCAACAUCCUCGAGACGUUCAAAUCCGCUAUUGGCGCCAUCAUCCAAGGAUGCCACACGCCCCUCGCCGAGAUAUCACUCCUAAGCGAACACGACAUACGUCAGAUCCACUCGUGGAACGUGGGCGAGUGGGACGAUGUCGACAGUUGUAUUCACACCGAGUUCUCGAAACAGGCCGCCGCCAGAGGUGACACCGUGGCCAUCGAUGCCUGGGACGGUCGUUUGUCGUACAGCCAAUUGGACGCUGCUAGCACGCUGCUCGCAUCUCACCUAAGUGCCCGUGGUGUCGGGCCAGAAGUUAUUGUUCCGAUGAGCUUUGAGAAGUCUGUUUGGGUGCCGGUCACCCAGCUGGCAGUGCUGAAGGCUGGAGGUGCAUGCGUGGCCAUGGAUCCUACCCACCCUCACAAAAGACGACUGGAGUUGCUUCGUCGGUGCGGUGCGAGAGUUGCCGCCGCAUCGCCGCUCCACCGCACGCUGUUUGAUGACUUGGUGCAAGAGACAAUCAUUGUGGACCAAGCCCUGAUGAACUUGCUUGCCGCCGACCAAACGCUUCCUCUCACAUGGGUGAUGGCGAAGCCUAACAACGCUGCUUUUGUUGUCUUUACCAGCGGUAGUACAGGCAUCCCAAAAGGAAUUGUUCUCGAGCACCAUGCUCUGGUAUCUAGCACAAACUCCCAUGGACCUAGCCUUCAGUUCGAACCAGGGAACCGCAUACUGCAGUUUGCGUCGUACACGUUUGACGUGAGCAUUGGGGAAACGGUCUCUGCCCUCGUACGAGGAGCAACCCUUUGCAUACCAGGUGAUGACGAACGCAUCGACGACUUGACCGGUGUUAUAAAUCGAAUGGAAAUUGACGUGCUCUAUCUCACGCCCUCGGUGGCCAGUCUCGUACAUCCGUCUGACGUUCCGAGACUCAAAUGCCUCACUUUGGGCGGAGAGUCUGUUCGGCCGGAGAACAUCGGCACGUGGGCAGGUAACCUUCGGCUCGUAACUGCAUACGGGCCAGCAGAGUGUUCCGUGUGGUCAACUGCCCUGUCUCCUGCGUCGUUCGGUGCGUCCCCGGCGAAUAUUGGCUACGGCCUCGGAGCUCGCACCUGGAUCACGGAGAUUGGUGACUCGCAAAGAUUGUGUCCCAUCGGGCGUGUGGGAGAGCUGCUGCUGGAGGGUCCCAUCCUUGCCCGUGGAUAUUUGAAGGAUGCUGAAAGGACAGACUCGGCCUUCAUAGUAGAACCUCUCUGGAUGACACGCGCGCGCCACGGCAGCAUGGCAAGGAGGCUCUACCGCACUGGUGAUCUUGUCAGAUAUAAUUCGGAUGGCUCAAUCCAUUUUAUCGGACGGCAGGACUCCCAAAUCAAGUUGCAUGGCCAGCGCAUUGAGUUGGGGGACAUCGAACACCACAUUCUGAAUCAUGAAAACAUCGCCAAUGCUGUCGUCGUCUAUCCACAAAUCGGUCCCCUUCACCGCCGGCUGGUCUCCGUCAUCUCUUUCCGCGAGCCAACCGGUGCAGACUUGGACAUGGAGCUGAAAGUCAUCAAUCCAUCAAGAAAUUCCGGUGUGGCUGAAGGGAUUUCGAAGGCCCGAGUCCAUCUUUCGGACAGAGUCCCGGGAUACAUGGUGCCGUCGACGUGGCUAGUUUUGGAUGUUAUCCCACUUUCAGUGAACGGAAAGACCGAUCGAUCGCGGGUGUCACGUUUUGUGGAAUCACUUGAGCUCAUUCCUGAGCAGGAAGAUCAAGAUCAGGAUGUGGCAGAUGUCGCCGCAGAGCCCUCGUCGCAAGGAGAUGAGGUUCUGCGUGCAGUUGUCAGUACCGCACUAGGGAUACCACUCAAGACUGUUUCCAUGAAUGACUGCUUUGUCGGUCUUGGUGGUGACUCAAUCACAGCUAUGCAAGUUUCAAUGCGAUGUCGGAUGAAAGGGCUUUCCGUCAGUGUCAAGGAGGUACUAUUAUCCAAGUCCCUUCGCCAGCUUGCCAACGGCGCCAAGGAGGUUCAGCUCUCCGCAGAAGCAAGGGCAAAGCCUGAAAAUGGAGCCUUCUCAAUGCUCUCCGAGGCGCACCUUGACCUUCUUGAACGCGAAGCCAAGCAGAUGGGCCUUCUCGGACUCGAGGAUCUCGAAGAUGGAUACCCGGCCACAGACUCUCCAUGGAAAGCCACAGAGGACAAGCUGCAAGCUGCAUGGCGGCGAGUGGUCGAAAGACAUCCCAUGUUGCGGACGGUUUUCAUCGAAACCAGUUCCGUAGAUGGCCUUUUCUUGCAGGUGGUUCUGAAGAACACCCUCACGAGAGUGGAACAGGUCCUAGAAUAUACCGCUCUUUGCAACUAUUCAUGGACUCAUCCUAUCAACUACGAGGACCGGCGUCCCCCUCACAGGUUCACUACGUGUGCAAGCGACGGAAAGCUCUUCUUCAACCUCGAAAUCAGUCAUGCCUUGAUAGACGGCGCUUCGAUGUCAGUCAUCUUGAAAGACUUAGCUACGGCGUAUCGGCAAAAAAACUGGCUCAAUGAUGCCCCACUCUAUCGCGAUUACAUCGCCAUGUUGCAAAGCGAAUCACGACAAAGAUCAUUGAACUAUUGGGAGGCCUACCUCAAAGGUGCGGAGGCCUGCGAGUUCCCCAGGCUUCUCGGUCGGAGAGUCGCAACACAGACUCUAGAAACAGUUGAUGUCAUCCUUCGGUCCGAUAUCAUACAUGAACUUCAAACUUUCACGAGAUCCUACGCGGUAACGUUAUCCAACGUCUUGCAGACUGCUUGGGCACUGGUGGUGCGCGCAUUUAGCAGUUCCACUGAUGUUGUAUUUGGCUUCAUGGCGUCCGGGCGAGAUAUUGCGCUAAAUAGCAUUGACGAGGCCGUUGGGCCAUACAUUAAUAUGCUUGUCUGCCGCGUGGACGCGUCGAACGAAGUUCUUGUGCUGGAUGCAAUCAGAAAAACGCAAGAAGGCUAUCUAGACGUCUUGCCUCACCAGCACAUACCCCUGUCGGAGAUUCAGCACAGUCUUGGACUAUCCAGCGGCCGACUCUUCAAUACAAUUCUAUCUCUACAGAGGCCCCUGGCAGAGAAUCCAAAAAAUGACAAGGCGAUUAGCAUCGAUUACCUCGAGGGAAAUGACCCGACCGAAUAUGACGUCAGCGUCAGUAUAAUAGCCAGCGAAUCUACCGUUGAGGCUUCCAUCUCCUACUAUUCGUCAUUUUUCUCCCCCGAACAAGGCACUCAAGUGGCACAGACCUUCUCCCAAAUUUUAAAUCAGAUGCUUGAUCGGCCAUCAGCCGCAAUCACGGAGCUGGACUUUCUCUGUGACUCGGAUGCGCAAAAAGUGUUCCGAUGGAAUAAAAGCGGAAUUACACCCCAGAAGAUUGAUCAGUUCAUUCAUCAAAACUUUGCCCGCCAUGCUCUGAAGAGCCCUGACUGUGAGGCUGUGGACUCUUGGGAUGGUACUUUUUCGUAUCGUGAACUAGACAAAGCGACUUCUCGCCUCGCCCAUUUCCUGAGGAGUCUUGGAGUAACAUCCGAGGUCAUUGUUACACUGUGCUUCGACAAAUCCAGAUGGACUGUUGUGGCCAUGCUGGCGGUGCUUCGUGCAGGGGGUGCGUAUACCUCCUUGGAUCCCUCUCACCCUACUCAGCAUCUUAUGAAUAUUGUCGACCAAACCAAUUCAAAAAUCGCUCUUGCGGGUAGUGCUUCCCAUGCCAAAAAGCUAGAGAACAUUAUUGAGCAUGUUGUGGUGGUUGACCCUGCUCUCAUGAAUCAAAUCCCUGCCCAAGAACAACCGCCACCAGUAGUGGGAACGCCAGAUAACGCGGCCUUCAUCAGCUUCACGUCUGGGUCGACAGCGAAGCCCAAGGCAAUCUGCCUCACACACAGCUCCUUUAGUUCUGUCAUGAGCAACACUAGCGAAAUGGGUAUUGGACCACAGUCCCGCGUCUGCCAGUUUUCCGCGUAUAUUUUUGAUACCUCGAACGCGGAAAUUUUCGGAACCCUGACGGCUGGAGGUUGCCUGUGUAUCCCAUCUGAUCAUGAGAGGGUCAAUGAUGCUAAUGGGGCCAUGAACCGCCUUGCGGUCAAUUGGGCUAUUCUUACGCCGUCAAUGGCUGCCUUACUAAAGCCAGCAGAUUUGCCCAACCUAGAAACACUCGCGCUGUGCGGUGAGCAAGCUCGAGAAGACAUUGUAGACUCGUGGAAAGAUCAUGUACGGCUGAUCAACUCAUACGGUCCUGCAGAAUGUACCAUCUGGACUUCGACGGCUUUCCUUGGCCAUGGAAACUCGCCUGCGACCAUCAGCAAGGGUAAUGGAGGUGACGGAAGCCUCCUUUGGGUUGUCGAUACCGCUGAUGUUAACAAACUUGCGCCUAUUGGCACCAUUGGUGAGCUUUUAAUCGAAGGCCCCAUCCUCGCGCGAGGAUACUUGGAUUCGGAUAAGACAGCCCUGUCUUUCAUCCCUCCUCCCCGAUGGCGUGGCUCGACAUCUUCAAACUGUCGCAUGUAUCGAUCUGGUGAUCUUGUCCGAUAUCACGAGGAUGGGACUCUGAUAUAUGUUAGCCGAUCUGAUGGACAAGUCAAGCUCAAUGGUCAACGGAUCGAAAUGGGAGAGAUCGAGUGUCAUAUUGCGUCACACGACGUCGUACGGUAUGCCAUCGUUCUAAUGCCCAAGGCCGGCAUAUGCAAGCGAAAGCUCGUCGCUGUUGUUGCACCCUCAGCAUUUUCUGAAAAUACAGUGGCUUCACACGACCCUCGAUUCAUCAGUGAUAAAAAAUUCAAGAUCAGAGCAGCUGCGCAAAUUGCACGUGUCAAGGAUCAGCUCCGAGAAAGGGUUCCGGAGUACAUGGUUCCGAGUGUGUGGCUGCUACUCGAAGCCUUCCCCCUGACAAUAUCGAAGAAAGUAGAUCGCGCCAAGGUCAGGCACUGGCUGCAUGAGCUUUCUAACGAUGCUUACAUCGAGGGUACUGAUAUUGGUGAUGAUGGACACGACGCAGCGGCCUCUACCCUACAGGAGGGCCGGCUACAGAAAAUCAUAUCUGCUGUGCUAAACAUUCCAGCGGAGCAGGUUCGUCUCCAUAAAUCAUUCCUGAACCAGGGCGGCGAUUCAAUCCUAGCUAUUCAGCUCGUGAUUCAAUGUAGAAAAGCAGGCAUAAUACUUACCGUCAAGGAUAUCAUGCGGAGCAAGACUAUUUCCUUCCUGGCCCUCACGGCGAAGGCUGUUGGGCCGAGCGGUCCCAGCCAAGGCGAAAUUUUUGACGUCCCAUUUCCCCUUUCACCAAUUCAAUCCAUGUACUUCACAGAGCUAACAAAGGGCUCACUUGACCCGGAAGCAAAUCGGUUCAACCAGAGUUUUUUACUUGCUGUGAACAGAAUGGUCGAUGCCUCAGCACUGGAAAAGGCAGUUCAGCAGGUUGUCGAGCAUCAUCCGAUGCUGCGUGCCCGCUUUCGACAAAGCACGGCCGGGGUUUGGACGCAGGUUGUCUCGAGCCAGAUAGCCGGAAGUUAUCGCUUUAGGACUCACGAUGUGGAUACUCCUGAGGAUGCUCGUAACAUUUCGCGGAUAGCUCAAGGGCAUUUUGACAUUCAGCACGGGCCUGUGUUUUCUGCGGAUUUUUUUAACGUCACACCUGGAUCGCAACAACUCUUGUUCCUGGCUGCUCAUCAUCUUGUGGUCGAUCUGGUAUCUUGGAGAACCAUCAUUCAACAUCUGGAUGAUAUCAUCGGUUUGAGUUCCCAGCUGUCUCGCAACAAGCCACUCCCGUUCCACUCAUGGGUGAAGGCACAGCAAGACUACAGCAGCCAGCAUCUUGAACCGGAAACGUCACUUCUGCAUGACGUUCCUCCAGCCGAUUAUCAAUAUUGGGGCAUGCAUGAUAGGCCCAACCUGCGAGGGGACACGAAUGAGGUGAGGUUUACCAUCAACGAGGCUGAAACCGACCUCCUACUACGCGGCUGCCACCGGUCAAUGAAGACCGAGGCUCUUGAUGUAUUGCUGGCCGCAGCGUUCUUCUCUUAUUCUGAAACCUUCUUGAGAUGCCCGCCAGCAAUAUUCAAUGAAGGUCACGGACGAGAGCCGUGGAAUGCCCAGAUAGAUAUAACGGAGACAGUUGGCUGGUUCACAACAAUGUUUCCGCUCCACGUCUCCACUGGUGAGGGUUUGGAUUUGCUCAGUGCCGUCAGGCUAUUGAAAGAUCAACGACGAUCUCUGCCGCGCAAUGGAUGGGCUUACUUCAACUCAGCAGUAUCAAACGAUGCAGGCAAAACUGCAUUUAAGCACCAUUGGCCUGUAGAGAUUCUGUUCAACUAUCUCGGUGUUUACCAGAGGGAGAAGCAGUCCGACAAUAUCUUCCAGAUUCAGCCGUUUAAUGACGGUGAUGCCGGUCCCCAAAUGAGCCGCUUUGCUCUGAUUGAGAUCAACGCCUUUGUUCUUGACGGCAUAACAAACGUCACUAUCGACUACAAUCGCAAUAUGAAACAUGUUGACACGAUUGAGAAAUGGGCCGCGUCUUAUGCCAGGACAUUGGUUAGCAUGAUUGGUGAACUUCAGGCAGCCAACGUGACCUUGACCCCGGGUGACUUCACAUUGCUGUCAACGACGCACGAAGCCCUGCGGAUAUUCCAGAACGAAGUUUUGCCGACCAUUACAUCUGUCGAUAAUGUGGAAGACAUUUUUGCCUGCUCUCCAAUGCAGGAGGGAAUCCUGCUCGGCCAGAACCGCAUUCAAGGCGCAUAUAACAUUGAGAUGCUAAUCGAGAUCUCGACUGUUCAGGGAGCGGCAAUUGACGCUGAGAAGCUAGCAACAGCCUGGCAAGCCGUCGUUUGUCGCCAUGCAACUCUAAGGACACUAUUUGUUCAAAACCUUUCAGUGAGGCCAUAUGACCAACUGGUCCUGAAGAACCAUACCGCAAGAGUCUCGGUGCAGCACGACCAAGACGAUGAUUCGCUCUGCAUGCUUCGGAUGUCCAACUCCCUGGACUGCACCUCCGCCGAGCCACCGCAUUGCAUGAGCAUAGUUCAUACACGAUCUGGGCGCACAUUUUGUAAGCUCGAAAUGAGCCAUGCCCUUGUUGAUGGAACAUCUACGACUGUACUUGUUUCAGAGUGGGUAAAUGCUUACUUGGAUAAACUUUCUGAACUACCCGCCCCGGUGUACAGCGAGUACAUUGCACAUAUUCUAUCUCAACCGAUGGAUACUGCCAAAGAGUACUGGAUCAAGUAUCUUGCAGAUGCACGUCCAUGCUGCUUCCCAGCGUUGACUGACCAUGACAUGGAACCAAAACGUCUGCUGCACGAGAUUGAAUUGGAGAUGCCCAGUGCUACCAAAGUACGCAACUUCUGUCAACAAAACAACGUCACACUGGCUAGCAUCUUCCGGCUGGCUUGGGCAAAGGUGCUCAAGGCUUAUACUGGAGAGGAACGAGUGUGCUUUGGAUACCUGGCUUCCGGCAGGGAAAUCCCAAUUUUGGGUAUGGAGGGUGCAAUUGGAGCAUAUAUUAACAUGCUUGUCUGUUCCGUCCACUUCGGCCUCAUCGACAACCAAAGUGUAGUUGGCAGCUUGGAGGUACUUCAAGACGAGUACUUGAAGUCUCUCCAAUUUCAGCAUAUUGGACUGGCCCAGAUACAGCGUGAACUCAAACUGGCCGGCCAGGCAUUGUUCAACACUGUCUUGAGUUACCAGAGGCGGUCCCAUGUCAACUUCAGCAUCGGUGACAUUCAAAUCCGAUCCUUGGAUGGCCUCGAUCCUACCGAGUACGAUAUUUCCGUCAACAUUUCCGACAGUGAAGACGGUCUUUUUGUGCACAUGAACUAUCUAACCAGCAGACUCUGUGACAACCAAGCAUCCAACGUGGCGAGGUCGCUAUCCAAUGCUUUGACGUCAAUCCUGGAAGCACCACAUGCAAAUGUUUCGUCUCUGAAUUUGCACAGCGUUGAGGAUACUAAUCAGAUUGCACUGUGGAAUUCAGAGUGUACUGCAACCAUCGACAUUUCUGUUCAUGAAGUUUUCGCCCGCCUUGCCAAGGACAGCCCUUCUGCGACUGCUAUUGACUCAUUCGAGGGAACAAUGACAUACAGCGACCUAGACAAUAAGAGCAGUCAGCUUGCAAAUGAAAUUGUCUCCAUUGGAGCCACCAUUGACACGCUCAUCCCGAUUGCUUUCGAAAAGAGUCCUUGGGCCAUUGUGGCGAUGUUGGGUGUCAUGAAGGCAGGGGCAGGUUUCGUCCCUUUGGAUACGUCGCAUCCGGAUGAACGAUUGAGAGCAAUCAUUUCGAAGACAUCCAGUCAGUUUAUGAUCUCAUCAGAGGCAGCCACACGGCGCAUGCAGAGCUUAACUACGAAUGUCCUAACCGUGUCAGCGGGAUCAUCGAUCUGGUCUCGGAGGUCAACUGCAUCGAUGAAGACCACUUCAGCGUCCGCAAAUCCAGCCUAUGCCAUGUUCACAUCCGGUUCGACGGGUUUGCCCAAGGGCGUUGUUCUCUCACACCAAGCAGUUAGCAGCAGCAUCUUUGAUCACGGCGCCAAGGUCGGAUGCAGUGCCGCCACCCGCAUGUAUCAAUUCUCCGCAUACACGUUUGACGCCUGCAUUUUCGAGAUAUUUACAACCCUGACUCACGGUGGAUGUGUAUGCGUCCCAUCUGAAACCGAAAAAAUGAAUGAUAUUGCCGGCUUCAUUACCCGGAAGCAGGUGAAUACGGCUUUUAUGACUCCGUCCCUAGUUCGUAUCCUUACGCCAGAGCAAGUUCCAACACUAAGAACUCUCGUCCUCGGUGGCGAGGCUCUUGGUCAGGACAAUAUCGAGACCUGGGCCACCAAGGUCAGGCUCAUGAAUGGCUACGGUCCGACGGAGACCUGCGUGUUUGCAGUGAUGAAGAGAUUUGAGGAGCCGCAGGAUCGCCAUGACAUUUUAGGCACAGGCGUGGGCUCUCAAAUAUGGAUCGUAAGUCUCGACGAUCCUGGCCAGCUUGCGCCUAUAGGAGCAGUGGGAUUACUGCAUCUGUCGGGCCCCUCCCUUGCAGUUGGAUAUUUGCAUGACCAGGCUAAGACGGAGAGUGUUUUCAUUGACAAUCCAGCGUUCUUACUUGGCUCCGAUAGGUGGCCACGCAGAGCUUACAACACUGGCGACUUGGUUCGUUACAAUUCGGACGGCACUAUAGCUUAUCUUGGCCGACACGACCAGCAGAUCAAACUGCGCGGCCAAAGAAUUGAACUGGGUGAGAUAGAGCAUCACGUCAGAGCCAAUUUUCCCCAGGCAUCGCAAGUAAGCGUCGACGUGGUGAUUCCACUGGGAAAUGACGAACGAGCCACUAUUGCUGUCUUUUUCCGCAUUGCUCGUCAACCAGAAUCCAAUACGACGUUCCAUACGCUUCCCAGAACCUUACUUGGGGAUGCCGCUCAACUGCAAAGAACCCUUGAAACUCUACUUCCACCGUACGAAGUGCCGUCCCUGUACAUUCCUGUGGGCAUGAUGCCUAGAACAACAGCGGGCAAACUCGACCGCAAGGCACUUCGCGAGGCGGUUGCGCACAUGUCCGAAGAAGAAUUAGACGCAUUUGCGCUCGUCGAAGAAUCAAAGCAGCCGCUGAUCACGGCAAGCGAGAAGGCACUUGGACUGCUGUGGGCCGAGGUGCUGAAAAUUCCCGUGUCUCGUAUCGGUCGACAUGACGGUUUCUUUCGAAUGGGCGGUGAUUCCAUCGCCGCCAUGAAACUCUCAGCAAAGUCUUCCCCGGGGAUUUCGUUGUCGGUUUCGGAUAUUUUUGAGCACGCCGCUCUGUCAGACAUGGCACUUGCAGCAAACAGGAACAAUUCCAUUGUUGACGACAUCGACAACAUAGAGCCAUUUGAGCUUGUCACCAACGGCAUGUCCGAUGAUAUGCUGCAGUCAUUGGCAUCUAAGUGCAAUGUGUCUGUGGAACAAAUCGCGGAUGCCUAUCCGUGCACAGUGCUCCAAGAGAGCCUCAUGGUUCUCUCCAUGGUUCAAUCCGGGGCAUACGUGGCACGAAAGGCGUUCAAGCUUCCCGCAACGAUCGACGUUGCCCAAUUUAGGACUGCCUGGGAAAGAACAAUUCUCAGCAAUCCCAUAUUACGAACGACAAUCGUGCAGCUUCAUUCUGGGCGUGCUUUGCAAGUCGUACUUGAGCACAAUGUGCCCUGGAGAAGUGCCGCGACGCUACAGCAGUACAUGGAGGAUGACACUGCGGACGAGCUGGAAUUUGGUAAACCACUCUCUCGUUAUGCCAUCACAGCAGAUGGCCACUUUAUCUGGACCGCUCACCAUUCUAUAUACGAUGGCUGGUCAGUCCCUCUCAUACUCGAACAGGUCCGUUCAUAUUAUCAAGCCGACAGUGCACCCACGACGCCUGGUUUUAACACGUUUGUCAAAUACCUCUCCACUCUGAAUUCGGCGGAGUCGGGUGCGUACUGGGAACGCUAUCUUGCUGAAGGUAAACCUGCAACGUUCCCUGAGCCUCUACCAGCUACACGGUUGAUCCAAGUGGACCAGAUAGAAAAACGUAGCAUAACCAUCAGCCGUCCAACUGGUUCGGAUAUUCCGAUGGCGACAAUUCUGAGGGCCGCUUGGGCUUUUGUCCUCGCUCGGCAUUCGGACGCGUGCGACGUUGUGUUCGGGAUGACAAUGUCCGGCCGCAACUGCCCCCUUCGAGACAUUGGCAUGAUUCUGGGUCCAACAAUCACCACCGUACCCGUGCGAGUUCUGGUUCCAACCGACGGCACAGUGUAUGGCUUCCUGGAGGCAGUCCAACAGCAAGCUGCGGAGAUGAUUCCAUUCGAACAUUUUGGUCUCCAGAAUAUUGCAAAUAUCAGUGAGGACAUGGCACAAGCUGUCAAGUUUCAAAAUCUCUUGGUCAUUCAGCCAAGGGCGCAGUUCGAUGCGGAUCACGACGAGAUACUUGGGGCUGAACAGAUCUCGGCGCCGCUCACAAAUUUUGACACGUACCCGUUAGUUACAGAAUGCCGCCUGAGCAAAAUGGAGGUGCAACUAGAGGCAAGAUUCGACAUGACCAUUAUCUCUCGUGAACAAACAGAGAGGCUGCUCAGGAAUUUCGAACAAGCCUUGCACAGCUUCAACGGGGCAACUCCAGGAACCAUGAUGGAAGAAAUAUCCAUGAUCGCCGCUGCCGAUCUUGCGAAUAUCAUGACAUGGAAUGAGACAUACCCAGCUGCCUUGGAUACAACAGUGCCCGAUGUUUUUGCGCAACAGGUCAAGCUUCGACCCGAUGUACUUGCUGUGGACGCCUGGGAUGGUACAUUCACCUACGCCGAACUGGAUGUGCUCUCGGCCACCUUUGCUCGACACCUCGUGAAGGAAAUGGGCGUUGGCCCCGAGGUCCUUGUUCCGCUUUGCUUCGAAAAGUCCAGGUGGGCCAUCGUCACGCAACUAUCUGUCAUGAAGGCAGGUGGUGCCAUUGUGAACCUCGAUCCAGCACACCCGUCGACUCGACUCGAACAUAUCCUCCAAGACGCUCGCGCCACGAUCCUUUUAGUUUCGGCUCCAUUGUACGAAAAGUUCAAAGGAGUUCAUGGACUAGACCCCAUCGCCAUUGACGAGUCGUUUUACCGCCGGCUGGAGUCGCGGCAAGAAUUCAUAUUGCCGGAAAUCGAUCCCUCGUCCGCUGCCUAUGUCCUCUUCACGAGCGGAUCCACAGGUCGUCCCAAGGGCAUCGUCGUGGAGCAUCGCAAUUUGUGCUCGAGCUCUCAUGCGCACGGCGAAGCGUGGGACAUUGGUCCAAAUACGCGUCUGCUCCAGUUCGCAGCGUACACCUUUGACGUCAGUUGCGCCGACAUCUUCACCACGAUCCAAAGAGGAGGUUGCAUCUGCGUCCCUUCCGAUGACGACCGACUCAACAAUCUCUCCGGUGCCAUCAACCGAUUCCGAUGCAAUUGGGCGUUUCUCACGCCCACUGUGGCCUCGCUCUUGCCAGCCCAAGGCAUUCCGAGUCUCCGGAAGCUCAUUCUCGGCGGAGAGGCCAGCACAAGGGACACAGUUGCUAAGUGGCACCGCGUUUUGGAUCUGAUCAUCUGCUAUGGGCCGGCCGAGUGCUCCAUAUACUGUUCCGGAACACCACCUGCCACGGAGAUGAGCGACCCCGGCGACCUCGGCCAGCCCCUCGGCGCGUUGUACUGGGUCGUCGAUGCCUCGGACCAUAAUCGCCUGGCUCCCGUCGGCUGCACGGGCGAGCUGUUGCUUGAGGGCCCAACGGUGGCCCGUGGCUAUCUUCACGACGCGGAGAAGACGGCACAGGCGUUUGUCCAUAACCCGGCAUUCAUCCGCGAUCCGGUCUGGGCGGACCCGGGCACCGCAGAUCGACCCCGCCGUUUCUAUCGCACCGGCGACCUGGUCCGCCUGAACAAAGACGGAAGCAUUCACUUUGUCGGCCGCAAGGACACUCAAGUCAAGGUUCGCGGCCAGCGAGUCGAGCUCGGGGAGAUUGAGCAUGCCAUUCGUGCCCGCAUGCCCAACCUGAGCCACGUCACCGUUGAUGCCGUCAGUUUGCAGUGCCUCGAUAUGAAACAGAUGGUGGUCGCAUUCCUCCACAUAGGGGGCGACGGUCACUGCCCAGAUGAAGUGCAUCCGUUGAACGAAAAUUUCAGGGUAGACCUGAGGAAGCUACAAGUUUCGCUUGCCGAAGCGCUUCCAAGCCAAAUGCUCCCGAAUCUAUUCAUCCCCCUGGCCCAUGUUCCACUGACGGCAAACGGAAAGGCUGACCGGCGCUGGCUGCGCGACAUGGUGACGGGCUUGAGCCGCGAGCAGGUGCUGGAGUAUGGGCUGGAGUCAUCAGAAAAGCAAACUCCCAAAACGGCCAUGGAAUUUUCCCUGCGAGAUCUCUGGUCUCGCGCCCUGAGCAUCGAACCCGGGAGCAUCGGCGUUGGGGACCAUUUUUUCCGUAUUGGCGGCGAUUCGAUCAUCGCCAUGCAGAUCGUCGGCAUGGCCAGCGAGAACAAAAUUCCCCUCUCCGUCCGAGACUUCUUCAGCCAUCCCACGCUCACCGACAUGGCGACUGCGCUGGAGGGCCGAGCUAAUGUUGUGCCACGGGGCCCGUCAGAGUACGAGCCGUUUUCUCUCAUCGACGAACCUCGAACGAAAGCGGUCCGGAAUAUGGCAACGCAAAUCAAGACAUCCGAGUCCAACAUAGCCGACAUUCUUCCCGCAACAGACUUCCAAACGACCGCCGUAGCACACGCGCUGAUGCGGACACGCGGGCUUCGAAACUACUUGUGGCUAGACGGCACGGGGGACCUCGACAUCUCGACGGCCGAAAAGGCGUUGGGGGUAUUUGUGGCAGGAAACGAGAUUCUUCGAACGGUAUUCGCUCCACACGAGGAUACCAUGGUUCAGGUUGUGCUGAAGGAGAUCCCCUAUCAUGUUGAGUGUCACCUGAUAAGCACCGACUUGGCUGCAUUUACCGACGGAAUCUGCCGGAUGGACAUGGCGCUGCCGACGAGGAUCAGCGAUCCUCUGCUCAAGUUCAUUAUCAUCAAGGGUCCCGACCGUCGCCAUAGAAUCAUGCUGCGGCUCUCGCACGCGCAGUAUGAUGGGCUGAGCUUGCCCAUGCUCUGGGACUCGCUGGCUGCCACGCUCGAAGGCCGUCUCAACACCAGACUCACCAGACCAAUGUCGGCUUACAUGCAUGCAGUGGCAUCGUUGAACCGUGACGAGGCGCUGGACUACUGGCGCACCCUGCUUCAAGGGUCUAGCAUGACGACGCUUGUGUCGCGCAGCAAGCCGUCCUACGGCAACGUGUACGAUACCUACGUCCGCCGCACCAUAUCUCGUCCCUCGGUAGAGAAGCACGGGACGACGUUUGCGACGGUGCUGAAAGCUGCCUGGUCCCUGGUCCUCGCAGGCCGCACCUCCACUCCCGACGUCACCUUUGGCCAUGUCGUAUCCGGCCGCGCCCUCGAAGGCGUGUCCGCCGUCGCGGGUGCCUGCAUCAACGUCGUUCCGGUGCGCGUCAAGCUCGCGUCUCCAGACCUCAGCGUCUCGGAGCUACUGCGGGCGGUCCAUGGGCAACACGGGGCGGGCCUACCGUACGAGGCCGCCGUGGGUAGCCGGACCAUUGUCCGGCAGUGUGCGCCGGCGUGGCCGCCGCAUACUCGCUUCAGCAGCAUCGUGCAGCACCAGAAUAUCGAAGAGACAAACCGGACGACGGUGGGCGGGGUCGAUUACGAGGUCGGGUUCUUUUGUCCCCAAGCGGACGAAGCUGACGUCGCGAUCAAGACGACGCCUCUCAAUGACGGAACGAUGGACUUGCUACUCAUCUGCUCCUCCAAGGGUGUGGGCAGGGCGAUGGGCGAGUCACUGGCCGACCUGCUCUGCGACAGCAUCCGAGAGAUAUGUGCGCGACCCGAGUCCAGCGUCGAGGCGUUGCUGGAGGAGCUGCCAUUCAGCUCGAUGACGGAAAAGGAGAGGCAUGACAACGGGCGGCAUGCAAGUGCUGGUGCCAAGAGAUAUUUCGUCGAGCGGAAGAACGGAAACGUCAACGGGCACGCCAACUGGCACGCUGCCAAGAGGUUGACGAAUGGGAGGCUUCCGAGACACAAUCUGCUGGCGAACGCUGUCGCGGCCAAGUGGACGGAGGUGCUCCGGCUGCCGACGGAGGCGGCCGCCAAGCUGGACGACGAUUCCGAUUUCUUCGAGGCCGGUGGUGACCUGGUGUCUGCCGCGCUCUUGUCGGCAAAGUUCCAGAUCGAGGACAUGGGUGCGCUCGAGGUAGAGAGCAUCAUCGACGGAUCAAGGCUUGGAGAGAUGGUGGAGGCUCUGGGUAGAAGAGCCGAGCAGUGCCACGACAGCAGCGCCGAUUGUGCAUGA